Molecule: messenger RNA, 1153 nt
Organism: Papilio polytes (common Mormon)
Lineage: Eukaryota; Metazoa; Arthropoda; Insecta; Lepidoptera; Papilionidae
Product: aldo-keto reductase AKR2E4-like
Exons: 8
Coding region: 68-1060 (330 amino acids)
Cellular component (GO): cytosol
Molecular function (GO): aldose reductase (NADPH) activity
Source: RefSeq, a predicted model, not a curated record
CAGUGUCCAGUUUCCCGCCAUCUGCGGAACUGAGCGGUACUCUGUGAGGACUAAACAAAGAUAAACAAUGUUUGUGCACAACUUUUUUAUGGUUAUCCUGUCGCUUUCUGCAACUGUGGCGUCCCCUUCUGGACCAAUUCAGACAUUCAAACUCAAUGAUGGACGGGAGAUGCCGCGUUUUGGACUCGGCACUUGGCUCGGCUUUAUAUCGACUGUCAGGACUAAUAAGAGUGAGGAAGUAGAAAACGCAGUGAAAUGGGCCAUAGACGCUGGUUACAGACAUAUCGACACAGCCUCCAUCUACGAUACUGAAGACCAGGUUGGUAAUGCAAUUAACAAGAAAAUAGCUGAGGGAGUUGUUAAGAGAGAGGAUUUAUUUGUUACUACAAAGCUAUGGAAUGACGCACAUGGCCGAUAUAGAGUGUUGCCAGCAUUAGAAAACUCACUUAAAAAACUUAAUUUGGAUUACGUCGAUAUGUACCUUAUUCACUGGCCAAUAGCUCAGUAUUUGAACGGUACAUUUUACGAUGUAGAUUACUUAGAGACUUGGGAAGCUAUGAUCGCAAUGCAGAAGAAAGGUCUCGCUAAGUCCAUCGGCGUGUCUAAUUUCAACAAAGCGAUGUUGGAGAGACUCAUAUCUAAAAGCACUGUGAAACCCGCUAAUUUGCAAGUAGAGAUAAACUUAAACCUGCAACAACCAGAGCUGAUAGAGUUCUGUAAACAACAGAACAUAGUGGUGACAGGUUACACACCCUUUGGCUCCUUGUUUCCGAACAGAGCGCGCAGCGACGCGCCGCCGCCGCGAGCCGACGACCCCGCGCUCAUCGACAUUGCUAACAAAUACAAUAAAACUGUGCCGCAAAUUGCUUUGAGAUAUCUGGUGGAACUGAACAUAGUACCGAUUCCUAAAACUGUCACCAAAUCUAGAGUGGAACAGAACAUUGAUAUCUUCGAUUUCAAACUAACUCAAGAAGAACGCAAUCUUUUAAAAAGCUACGACAAAAACUACAGAACUAUCGAACCUAAGAUGUGGGAAGAUUCUCCUUAUUACCCAUUUUAAAAGAAAUAAGCAACAUUUAAGUUUUUCAUCUUUACAGCUUGUUACGAUGACGUUGUUAAUUAUAUCAUGUAAUAAAUGAAGAUUUUUAUAAAC